This is a messenger RNA of Metarhizium acridum CQMa 102, 2112 nucleotides long. The record is from RefSeq and is a predicted model, not a curated record. Lineage: Eukaryota; Fungi; Ascomycota; Sordariomycetes; Hypocreales; Clavicipitaceae.
AUGGCACCCAUACAGCCCCGUCUCAAGAUUCUAUCAGUUGUUCGGAAUCCUGAAGAUGCCGCUCAUUCUCGAGAAGGCGCAUUUGAUUACGUUGUUUUAUGCGUCAAGGCACUCCCUGAUGUCUACGAUCUUGCUGCCGUCAUCGACUCCGUUGUCACACCUCAGCAUACGUGUAUCCUUGUAAAUACUACCCACACAUUAGGCGUUGAAGCCGCGCUCGAAGAACGAUUCCCUACAAAUGUCGUUUUGUCACUUGUUUCCGGAGCAGAGCUUACACAACUUGGCCAAAGCGAGUUCGAGCACAAGGGCUCGACAGAGAUAUGGGUUGGGCCUGCCAGUAGGAACAGCAACAUACCCCAAGCUAUCCAGGAGGAUAUGGCUCAAGCAUUGGCAAUGACAUUGAGCACUGGCCAAGUGGAUUGCAAGGUCUCUUCAAAUAUUCGCCAACAGCAAUAUGAAAGAGUUAUUGGCCCUAUCGCAUUCCACCCCGCUUCCGUCCUCUUUGACACGCCAAACCACGCUGCUUUGUUGGAGAAGGUUGGGGUUAGGGACAUGAUUUCGGAGGUCAUAGACGAACUAUUGCGCCUCGCCGAUGCAAAUGGCUGCAAGCUCGCCCCAGACUUCAAGGAACGAACAAUGGAUGAGAUGACGAAACCGAAUCUACCCGAAAGUAUUAUGUGGCAAGACUAUACUGCCAGACGUCCCAUGGAAAUUGAGACGUAUCUCGGUUCGCCCAUUAAAUUGGCUCGCGAAUCACAGAUACCCAUUCCUCGAAUUGAGACGUUAUACGCCAUUCUUCACAAUCUCAACAUUGUAAACCGCUCCAGGCCCAAGCCAGGCGAAGGUCCCCCGCCAAAUAUGAUGCCCCCGGGCUCUCCAAUCUCUUCCUCACAGUCCCGGUCUGUUUCUCAAGCGGGUCAUCGUCCCAUGAUGGGCGGUAUGCCAAACGGAAACGGUAUGCCGCCUCGACAACCCCGACCUAGGAACUCUUCAAACUUCGGGCCUUCAGGUAUGAGGCGGCCCCCCCAGAUGAAUGGAGGGCCGCCAAACGGCUACCCUCGCCCUCCGCCAUCGGUGAAUGGUGGCUCAAGAGCUCCCUCUCGAAGGGGUUCAAUGGAUGGCAACGACUUGGAAGAGUUUUCGCAUCUAGUAUUGUACGAUGACAUCCCAGAGGGCCAAGAACCAUCAUUUGGUGGAGAUUCCGAUAUGGCCUUGCGCGAACGGGAACUUCAGCUUCGCCAACGUGAGCUUGCCCUGCGGGAACAGGAAAUGAGAAUGAGACGUGGCCCGCCUGGGCCCCGUCGAGGUCCUCACCCCAUGCGCAACAGUCAGCAAGUUUUCGACGACGAUGAUGACGACGACGAUUUCUUCGAUCCUGUCGCACCUACCGGAGCGCCAACCAUUGACCCCGAUAAUUUUGACAUGAUGAGUGUGACGUCGAGGAAAAAUCGCAAAACGUCGGGCCAGUCUGCGUCCCAAUUUCGCCGGAACCCAGAAAGCGACCUUCCUCCCCCGUCCCGAGCCAGCCGAUUCCGCCCUAGCUUUGGACGAAACCGCGCCAGCCAGGUUAACCACCUCCCUGCCAUGAAUGACAAUAUCCUGGACGACGCUAUGUUAUCCUUUACAUCGAACCGAUACGGCAAUGUUGACAGAGGUGCCAUGGGCGGUAGCUCACGCGCAAACUCCCUGACAGCUUCAAGGUUGGAAGAGAUCCCGUACGGGCCUGGGUCAGGCGGCCCACCUGGAAUGAACGGCGCAUUUCCACGUCGCGCAAGCCAAUCCCCUGGCAACCCCUACGGUCCACCAAUGCGCGGUGGUCGUCCUUCGCCCCCUAACGGCUACACACCUUCGAUGAAUGGGCGGCCCUCGCCUCCAGACGGGGUCCGACAACCUGUUCCUCGCUACCCGCCAGGGCAGGGUAAUUCUGUUGCCCCCCAGCAGGUAGAGCAGCAUAUAGGGGUGAGCGCCCUCAAUCCACCCAAGCCAAGAAAUGUUCGUAGUCUGACUGGUAGUGCGAGCGCCAGCGUGGGCAGUGGUGAACUCGACUCAGAACAGUCUGCACAUAGCAGUCAGAGCAGUUUCCAGAAUGCGACUUCGAUCGGAGUGCGUUAA